UCUACCGACCAACCAGCCAGGGGACGCCGCAUCUCAACUUUUUUCUGUAUGUGGUGGGGGUUUCUGCACUUUGGAGGCGCCCCAGAUUGAGGAGGUUUCACAGAAAAGCCCUCUGAGUCUUUUCUUUAUUUAAACUUCUUCUUGUUAUUAUUAUUUUAAGUGUGUAAUAUCUCCGGGGGACGUAGACAUGCCUCAGCUCAGCAGCGGCGGCGGGGACGACCUGGGAGCGAACGAUGAGAUGAUUGCGUUCAAAGACGAAGGAGAGCAAGAGGAGAAAAUCCAAGAAAACGCGUUCACGGAGAGAGACCUGGCCGACCUCAAGUCCUCUCUGGUGAACGAGUCGGAAAUAAGUCAAAGUCCGAACGCGGCGGCGGUCAGACGGGGACAUCAGGGCGAGCAGAGGGGCUUCCUAGACAAACACCGGGAGCAUCUGGACGGUGUGUCAAAGCAACAAGAUGGAGGCAUGUACAAGACGCCGGCGUACCCUGGGUAUCCGUUCUUGAUGCUGCCUGACCCCUACCUCCCCAACAGCUCCGUUUCUCCAUCUUCCAACAAAGUGUCGGUGGUGCAGCAGUCUCACGGGAUGCACCCCCUGACGUCCCUCCUCCCCUACAGCAACGAGCACUUCAGCCCGAGUCCUCCACAUCUGCCCACAGACAUGAGCCAGAAGACAGGCGUUCACAGGCACCAGUCCCAGGACCUCUCAGGGUACUACUCCCUCCCUCCAGGCGGUGUCGGCCAGAUUACUCCCUCCAUGGGCUGGGUCUAUCCUGCCCUGUCCCCCUGUGGAUUCAGGCAGACCUACUCCUCCAACCUCCCCAGCGCCGCCUCCUACUCCAGGAGCCCUCACUCUCUGAUGCUAGGCCCAUCAGGCAUGCAUCCUACAGGGAUCCCCCACCCUGCUAUAGUGCCCCCCACUGGCAAACAGGAGCAUGAACAGUAUGACAGGGGCAUGUAUGUGAAGCCACAGGUAGAGGCCAAGCGGGAGAAGGAGCCCAAGAAGCCGGUCAUCAAGAAGCCCCUGAACGCCUUCAUGCUCUACAUGAAGGAGAUGAGGGCAAAGGUCAUCGCAGAGUGCACAUUAAAAGAGAGCGCCGCCAUUAACCAGAUUCUGGGACGGAGGUGGCACGCACUGACCCGGGAAGAACAGGCCAAGUACUACGAGUUGGCCAGGAAGGAGAGACAACUGCACAUGCAGCUCUACCCAACCUGGUCUGCCAGGGACAACUACGGCAAGAAGAAGAGGAGAAAAAGGGAGAAGCAGCAGGACUCCAACACAGACCCGGGCUCUCCUAAGAAAUGCCGGGCACGCUUCGGCCUCAACCAACAAACGGACUGGUGCGGUCCUUGCAGGCGGAAAAAGAAGUGCAUUCGCUACCUUCAAGGAGGAGGCUGCCCCAGCCCAACUUCUUCAGAUUUAAGUGCUAUAGACUCUCCCACAUCCCCUUCCCCUGCCUGCCAACGUCUCUACCAGCACCAGCGUGCCCCCUCCCCAUGCUGCUCCCCACCGCCCACUUCCCCAUCAACACAACUUCCACUAUCUCUGCCAACACACACAAACUCCCACACACACUUACCCCUGGAGCAGUCUGACGACAAACGCAGCAACCUCCAUCUGCCCACAACCAAACACACCCCCUCACACCUGGAACUGUCCGGCAAGCAUAUGCACAGCUCGGCGAUGGCGCUGUCAGCCGCCAAGGCUGCAGGACUUUCUCUUAAAGUGCUGACAGAGACCCAGUGAUCACUCCAGUCUGCUCCCGUCCCUGAUCCACCUCAGCAUCCUCCAGAGCCAUGAAGAUUUCUCACAUUUAUCUACACCCCGUUGUUCUUUUGUCUGAUUUUUUUUUUAAACUGAAGCUGGCAGGAUGGUGGAGCAACCAUUCAGUCAUCAGUGACAACCAGCAUCUGUUUGAUUGUCCCACAUUAAGAAACUGUAUGAUAUUUGUUUCUAUACCCAUUACAUCAUUAACAGACCAACCAGGCUUUGUGCUUCUCAAAGCCGCCUCCACCUGAUUGGUUGUCCAGCCAGUGUUCAGCACAGUUCAUACUGCACAUGUGGUUAUCAUCAGUUUUGUAUUUUGUGGUUGUAUGACAACUUCCUGGGACUGAACAUGAUGAUUUGGAGAAGGCAAACCUUCAGUCUGGACGAUGCAGCCAGCUCCAGACCACAUACUCCCAGCUGCACAGAGACAGACUCGUGCUGAAGGCAGAAUUUGUUUUAGCGGUUAUUUGGCUCCAUCUGCUGCAGUUAAACUCAGUUAAAGCAAUUAGUUCUGCGCUGAGGAACGCUCUGUCUCUGAGAAAUCCUUUUUAAAGCUCAUUAG
Messenger RNA from Monopterus albus (swamp eel), 2327 nucleotides. RefSeq names its product transcription factor 7 (gene tcf7). The record is from RefSeq and is a predicted model, not a curated record. The transcript is spliced from 12 exons. Lineage: Eukaryota; Metazoa; Chordata; Actinopteri; Synbranchiformes; Synbranchidae. The coding region runs from base 188 to 1744 and encodes 518 amino acids. Gene Ontology annotation, cellular component: chromatin; beta-catenin-TCF complex. Gene Ontology annotation, biological process: regulation of transcription by RNA polymerase II; canonical Wnt signaling pathway. Gene Ontology annotation, molecular function: DNA-binding transcription factor activity, RNA polymerase II-specific; RNA polymerase II cis-regulatory region sequence-specific DNA binding.